This is a messenger RNA of Daucus carota subsp. sativus, 1615 nucleotides long. RefSeq lists its product as uncharacterized. The transcript has 6 exons. The record is from RefSeq and is a predicted model, not a curated record. The coding region runs from base 130 to 1221 and encodes 363 amino acids. Lineage: Eukaryota; Viridiplantae; Streptophyta; Magnoliopsida; Apiales; Apiaceae. Gene Ontology annotation, cellular component: nucleus.
ACCCCUGUUCAUUUCUUUAAAAAAGGGCGUGAAAUCGCAGAAUAGGCCGUGCUGGAAGAUAGAGACAAAGAGGGCGGAUAGAAUAAACAGGAGAGAGCGAGACAGAGAGAGAGAGUGUAAUAGUAAUACAUGGUAGCAGCGCAAGGUGGCGUUGCGGCGGCGGAAAUGGUAACCGAACAAGACAUAGCACACGCCGUGGAGACUCUGCUCCGCGAGGCAAACCCUAAUUUCACUGCCUACACUUCCUUACACGACGUCGUUCAGCAGCUUGAGUCAAAACUAGGGUUUGAUCUCUCCCACAAAACCGAUUUUAUUCGCAGCCACAUUCAGUAUCUCCUUCGCCCUCCGCCACAACUACUCCACCCGCAGCCUCAGAAAGACCAUUUUGCCCUUCAGCAACAUCCUAUUUUCCACCCUGCCACUGCUCCUCCCCGCGGAAGUUUCGGUGUUCGGCCGGAUUCUAGUGAGGUUUCCUUUCGGGCCCCGCAGUCGCAGCAGCUGCAAUUCGAGACGUAUGCAGCUGCUGCUGGUACUCCUACUCCCACGACUACGACUACUAGCACUUCUAGUGUUGUCCCGAGAUCGCCUGCACCUCAGCCUCUUAAAAAGAGCGCUCAGAAGGUGAAGAGAAAAAGAGGUGGACCUGGUGGCCUCAACAAACUAUGUGGGGUCUCUCCCUUGCUACAGCCCAUUGUUGGUCAUCCAACACUACCUAGGACUGAGAUUGUGAAGCAGCUGUGGAUAUACAUCAGAAAAAAUAACCUUCAAGAUCCGAGUAACAAAAGAAAAAUAGUCUGCAAUGAUGAGCUGCGUUUAGUUUUCGAGACGGACAGUACUGACAUGUUCAAGAUGAAUAAGUUGCUAGCUAAACACAUCAUACCACUUGAACCAACAAAGCCGACAAAUCGAGUUUCAAAAAAAUCGAAGGCCUGUGCUGAACUUGAAAGCAAAGAUGAUUCUAAAUGUACCGAUGUUGUUCCAAUUGUGAUAAUAUCCGAGGAACUUGCAAGCUUUUUUGGUACUGAUGAAAGGGAGAUGUCACAAGCAGAGGCUUUGAGACAAAUUUGGGAAUACAUAAAAGUCAACCAGCUUGAGGAUCCUUCAAAUGCAAUGGUGAUACUGUGUGAUGAGAAGCUUCAAGAGCUCCUUAAAUGCGAGAGCAUUUCGGCUUUGGGUAUACCUGAGAUGUUAACACGCUAUCAUCUAUGCAAGAAAGCAUGAUAUGUGAUCCCGUUAACUGGUUGAAAGGAUAUGUAGAUGCAUAGUGUUGUAACUGACCUCCACUGCUGGCGUUGAAAGGCUUCCGGAGGAUUAUUGUUUGUAAUUUUACUUUAGUUCUUUUCUUUUGGCACUGAAGAUAGUAGGAGAACAUUAGAGGCUCCACUAUAAGGAUGUCGUCCUGCUGUCUGCUGGCAGGUAGUACAAUGACGAAUUGACUGUUGAUACAGGGUAGCGUGUAGCUAGCUCAGGUGUUAAUAUUGUGUUCUGAUUGGAGUUUUUAACCCCUUUUAAGAUAUUUAGUAAAACAGAAUGAAAAUGUAAUUAGAUCAUGCAGACCUUGUUUUCUGAUUUUAACUGAAGGGACUAAUGUCUAAUUAGCAAGUAUUUGAUGAUC